UUUGAGGCGUCUACGUCUGUAAUGUCUGUACCAUCCUCGUCCAGUCAUGGCGUCUCUCGACAGAGUGAAGGUUCUAGUUUUGGGAGAUUCCGGUAAACUCUCCGUAUUUUCAUUUUCAGACUCUGAUUUCAGCCUGUUUACUGAUUUAAAGGGUUUUUUUCUUUAAAUAAUACUCAGGCUGCGCACAUACAAAUGUUCAUUUAAAGACCAUUAGCCAAAGACUGAAGCUGCAGUGUUGUUUAUCAUCACCCAAAAUGAUGAUAAAGGUAGAAAUAUUAGAGUUAAAGGUUUAUCAUGACAUAGCUCAACAAGGUGACUGUGACCGCUUAGUGUUCAGUGUUGAUGGAGUAACACGAAGUUUCUGUUCAUUUGUUACAGUUUAGUGUUUCAUUAUAUUUUCACAUUUUAGUGUGUUGAAGUGUAAAGUAAAGGGUAAUAGGCUCCUUAAAUCAUGCAGCUCAUGUUUCAAAGUGAAUCACCACUAAAGGCUUUAACAUGAUGAAAGAGUGAAUGUUGUCUGAAGGUGCAGGAAAACCACCACACUAUACAAACAACCUGUUUGUCUUUGUGAGUCAUUUUCAGGUUAUUGUUUAAUUUCAUUAUAACUGUCAGUCAUCCAGCCACUCUCUGUCUGUCGCAGGGGUGGGUAAGUCGUCUUUGGUUCAUCUUCUCUGUCAGAACCAGGUCCUUGGAAACCCAUCCUGGACUGUUGGUUGCUCGGUGGAUGUGCGGGUGAGCAGGUUUAAUAUUUUUGACUAAAAAGGGUCUAAAAUGUUUCUGCUGGCCCUCCUGAUUCUCCUUCACUGUACAUAAUACAGAAACAGGAAAGUGUGUGAGGACUAAAAUGCUCGGACCAUAUCCACCAUUAAAAAUCAAUGACUAGAAAAUAUGAACUUUAUACCAAACAAGUGUAUUAGUGAUAUAAAUGACGGUGUGUUUAGGAACAGUUUAUUCUGCUGAGCUUCUUUGAGGAACUUUUGGUGUCUGACACCAUGUUUCAGUAAAGGUGGUUCAGUUUGAGCUUGACCCUGGUCUCCUGUAAUGCCUCUUAAAAAAGUCAGAGGACCUCUAAAGUGUACUCUGUACUUACAACGCACAAUCAUUAAUUAACUGUACAACAUUUUUUCUUUGGUUCACAAUUCUCUGGAGAUGCUAGAGAUGCUUAGAUCAAUAAAAUGAUCCAAAUCUAGACAUAACUUUUCUUCUACAGGUCCAGGACUACAGGGAGGGAACCCCAGAGGAGAAAACCUACUACAUUGAACUCUGGGAUGUGGGAGGGUCUGUUGGUAGUGCGAGUAGUGUCAAGAGCACAAGAGCUGUCUUCUACAAUUCAGUAAACGGUGAAUAUCGUUUGAUAUGUUUAUCUUGAAAAAUAUGAAAACCUUAUAGUUCCUAUCAUUCAGUUGUGACAUAAAAUGUUUUCUUUAUUUUUUCAGGAAUAAUAUUGGUCCACGAUUUAACAAAUAAGAAAUCCUCCCAGAAUCUCUACCGCUGGUCACUCGAGGCUCUUAACAGAGAUUCAUCUCCCACCGGAGUGAUAGUUUCAAACAGGUAAGUCGCAGUGGAGGCAACAGAUAUUACAGCAUUGUACUAAAUUAUGUGAGCUAAAGGCUCUCCAUACAUUUGAUAAGAGGAAUGAACAUUUCCUACAUGGAUCCAUUUUUGUUCGUGUUUUUUAAAAAGACCAACCUGCAAAUGGGACUGGGGAUGGAAAUUAGCUCCCUGGCUAAUUGUUUGGCUCUCAUGUAUUUACAUGUAAAUGUCCAUUGAUGCAUAUUGUCCCUUUUUUUAAAGUAAAUGAAUCUCAAUCUCAAUUAUACAAUCCUUUGAAUAAUGUUUGCAAUAGAACCCUAAAAUCGCCUUGGUAUAAGUGAUUAAUCAUGUGACAGAGAUAGAAAUGUACCGUAAACAACAAUGUUGAAUUAACUUGAACUGUUUCUGAGCCUUUUCUUCAUGACAUAGUGUCUGAAACGUUUGCUUUUAAAAGUUGAAAUAUCAUCUCUCCUCUCAGCAGCGACUAUGACAGAGAGCAGUUUGCUGAGAACCCAGUGCCUUUGCUGCUGAUUGGCACAAAGUUUGACCAGAUCCCAGAGACCAAACGUAAUGAAGUCCUCACACGGACAGCCUUCCUGUCUGAAGACUUCAAUGCAGAGGAGAUCAACCUUGCAAGUCAAACUUUUUCUUCUUCCAAAGCUUCAGUCGUGUUUCCUUGUUUGUAGUAAAGAUUCAGUUGUUUGAAAGAUUGGGCUGCACUUUGGAGUCCAUUGUCGGUAUUACACUUACCACUGACAUGUAACUUACUCAACCUUAAUUCAAACAUAUUGAAAUUCUCUCAAGCUGAUCAUCCGAUACGUUUGUUUCCUGGUGAAUGAUUCACUCUUGUUGUGCCUCAUUCUUGUAUCUGAAACCAAAAAUCAUUUCCUUUAUUUUAGAAAUGUUUAGAUUUAGAAAGUUGUCAUCAUACCAGAGACAACCAUAUUAAUAUACCAGGCGGAUCGUUGGUCAGUGCUGGUCAGCGCUCUCACACAGACUGACUAUUUGUAGUGUCACACAGUGAAGUUAAGUCACUGUUAUUUCUACCUCUCCAUGUGGCUAACCCAACAAAAAUCAACUAAAAGACUCAAAUAAAGUAGGACUGAAUUUUGAAAUGAUAUAAAGGACAAGACUCUGAGUUUGUCUGGUACUAAUGUAUCUCUACACAUGUCCUAUCUUAGCCUUAAUGUGGUUUAGCUCUUGCUUGCAUGUGGGGGAGGUCUUUGGUUAGUUGUCAGAUAGAUUCCAGUGACCAUGGGAAAAGUGUUCUUGCUUGAAAUACUAAUCCUUAGUUGAUGUAACAGAUCUACUUGGUUAGGCUUGGAGAAAAGAUCAGCAUAAUCCUGCAUAAUUAUGGUGACUCUACAUACCAUCAGAGAUGCUGGCUUUUGAACUGUGCAUGGAUAACAAGCGCAGAGGCUCUACUUUACACCGUCUGAAGUGGUAUCCACAAUUUUCCAAAAGAAUAUCAAAUUUAGAUUUUUCAGACCACAGGACUAUUUCACCCUCUGCCCAGGUGAAGAGCAUCUGUGGAUCAUCUUUGUUUAUGAUUUCUUUUUUGCGAGGACCAAAUUUAAAAGGCGUUUAAGAUGACUUUGUUCCUUUUAAAAUAAAAUAAAAACCUGUUUGGUGAAAGCUUGUGGUAUUUCUUUUAAAAACGAUACCAUGACUGAUCCAAACUCCAAAACUCUGAAAAAGAGUGUCGGUAGAUUGAACUGUUGGGGUUCACUGACUGAGGUUUUACAUUUCUGUUCCCAGGACUGCACCAACCCCAGAUACCUCGCAGCCGGCACAUCUAACGCUGUGAAGCUCAGCAGGUUCUUUGACAAGGUGAGACGCCUCUUGUUCUGAGUUAUGUAAAGACAUCAGAUCUCAACCUUUCACUCUGAAAGGUCUGCCUAAUCACCAGCAAAAGGUAUGAUGAGAGAAAAUCUGACCGAAAGAUCUCGUUACAUGCUAACUGAAAUGGUUUUUAUUUUUUUUUAUGGCAUGAAGCUAAAAAAACAAACCGAAACAUUUAAACAUUCAGUUCAAAUCUCAGUGAAUUACUGAUCAAACAAUAUGGAGAACCGUGGGGAAAGCUGACUCUACAGUUUUCCAGAAGAUGAUCAUUGACACACCUGAUAAAAAAAUAAGAAACUCUUUCAUUUCUACAUUUAGCCUCCGUCAGUGUCAGAGGCGUCUUUUAUCGACGAAGGAGAAAACAGGAGUUUCACACGUAAACCAGUACGUAGAAUCUAUACUGAGGUUGUGACACAAAAACAACACAAACCCAGAAAUGAGGUGUAAAACAAACAAAACAGAUUGAUGAAACUGUGGUCACGCACACUUUCACACAUUCUUCCCUUUACAUAUCAUGAUCUUCUAGGCAAUAUGUGCUCAUGGUUUAGCCUUAUAUUUCACCCUCGACACGCCCCAAAUCCUCCAUUUGUGGUAAAGGCAGGACAGCUUAUCGGUGAAAAAACAGCAGAACAGGUUCAACAGCAGGAGGGAAGACUGAGAAGAUAGAGUUUCUGACACGGUCAUGCAGGUUCUCCUGAAGAAGCAGGAGGGCAACAUCAUACAUUCAUCAUUCAUCACCAUUUCAACUGGUGUUCAUGUAUUCACAGGGUCCACACCGAUCUUUGUAGGAUUACAGUAACAAACAGAACCUAAUCAAAGGUGUUAUAAUCUGUUUUUAACUGCAAUGUUUUAAAGAAAAAAGCCUGAAAAUGAGCUGAACCUCGCAGCAGCUUCUUUAGUUAUGGUAAAAAAAAAAGGGUGUGAGAUUUGUACUUCAAAAUAAUUCGACCUUUUUCUUGACAGGUAAUAGAAAAGAGGUAUUUCACAAGAGAUCCGAGUCAGGUGGGUCUCUUUUUGAUACCUCUGUAGUAUUUGUAAAACAGAUAUUAAGGAGCUCUCUUCUACUAGACUGAGCUGCUUUUGACUGAACACACUUCUGUCCUUUUCUCCCCAGAUGACGGGCUUCACUGACAGGAAACGCUUCAACUUCAAAAGUUUACAUUAUGACUAACAGCAGAGCUCUGUCUGUGUUCCCUCUCUACUCUAAUACCAAGAGUAAACCACCUUAUACGGACCUAAGGACACGCCCACUUUGUCAACACUUUCUUUGAAUUUCCUCAGCAGAUCAUUCUGUUCAAGAAUUCUCUGGUUUUUAUUUUGAGAGUGAAGAUUGUACUCAAAAAUAAAAUGUUUGAAAACAUUAAUACUGAGAUCUUUCAGAGGUAGAGGAGCAGAAGAAGAAAAGACGUCAAACAGCUCAACCCUGAGACGUCUCAGUCGGCUUUUCAUGUUACAGCAACACAACGUUUUUGAGUAUAAUCUUCCUCCUACACACAGGAUUAUAUGCUGAUCAUAUUAAUAAUACUGAUUAGUUUUUUCACAUCUAUUCAUAGAUAUCAUUAGUUAAAGUAGAAAAGAUACAUGGAGAGAAUCUAUUACACGGUCUCAAAGUAGCAAAUGCAGUUUUGAUGUUAUACUGUUAUUGUCCUCUCCGGUAAAGUCAGGACGAUGUCGUGUUUAAAGGACUGCUGUUCGCCUUAAAGCUGACUGUUAAAGUCUCUGCUGGUUAUGGAGAGUGUCCUGCAACAUCGACAGUAUGUUGUGCAUCAAUUUAAGCUGAAAUGAAGUUUUAGAAACUCCCCAGCAACUACUUUACUGCCCUCAGAAAGGCCUUUGCAGGAGAGAAGGUACAUCUGUACGACCACAAUAAAAGUGUCAGGAACCGUCUGAACAGAACAGAGUUACAGAAUGAGAAGAUGGGAGAUCUGUAGAUGGACUGUAAACCAUAAAAGAUCCUAAAAACUGCAGUUCUGAACACAGUCAGUGGUUCAUAUUGUUAAAAAGAUCGAUUUCUUCUGUCUUUUCUCUCGUUUGCACUCAGCUUUUCCUACAGGGGGCUGACACAAACAUGAAGUCUCCUCGUUAUUUCAAAGUUGACCUUGGAGCUCAGGUUCGAGUGUGUUAUCACUGUGUGUUUGUAAUUUUCUAUAGGCCAGCUGUUUCAGCCUCUCUAAGACCAUUGUGUCUCUUUAAAUCUGUUCUUUAAUGGACCUUAAUCUUAUAGUACAGACUCUUCAGAUCGGCCCCGUAUAGACUGACCGUUGUUGUGCUUGGGAGGGGAUUAAUAUGAGCCUGGUGACGCCACACCCAUCAGUCAGGGUCAGGAGCUGCUGUCAUUCUAACCAUUUUCCCAUCAGGACCCAAUCACAGUCCUUCAUUUUCAGUGACCACGCAAGAGCAGCACUCCAACAUAUUCUUGAACCAACCAAGAUGGCAGUUUAUGUCACCGCCCGGUCUGCUAAAUCUGUCAUGGUGGACAUUUGAAAACUGAACAGCUGCACAGACAGACUGCAGGGAAAGGUGUGUUCUGACACCUGCACUCCGCCGCCUGUUUCUUUGCACCGUGUCACACGCUGUUAAUCUGGUUUGAGGCGGGUACUGUCAUGUGUGACUGAAGAUGGACUGAACUGAGUGACCCCAGACCCUUUAACCAAAGUAAAUUUGUCUGACAACACCUGCUGAAUUAACAUCUUUUUUUAUUAUUUAACCAGGUAAGAAAACCCGUUGAGAUUGAGAUCUCACAUUUUUGUCCUCAGACAAAGCUGCUGACUGUAAAACCUCCUGAGGUUCAGUGGUAACACUAUGUAGAGCCACGACAUCCUGCUUAGCUGCUUCUCUUUAAAGUUGUUCAGGUUCAAAGUCCAUCAUCCCCUUACUCUCUUUUUUGGGGGGAGUUUUUAAAGUGCUGUGAUGAGAGUUAGGGGUCAUAAAAUGCUAAACCUCAGAUCCUUUUGUUCUUGUUUUGGGGUCAGUUUGUGCUUCAGGCCUUGGAUAUAUUUUCCUCUUUGCUUUGUAUAAAAUUAAAUGUGAGAUUUUGGAACAACUGAAACUUUUGACACAUUUAAUGAAAAUAAAAUUAUCCAAGUUUUU
Molecule: messenger RNA, 6465 nt
Organism: Xyrichtys novacula (pearly razorfish)
Lineage: Eukaryota; Metazoa; Chordata; Actinopteri; Labriformes; Labridae
Source: the annotation of a GenBank genome assembly